UCACUACCGAACCUUCGCUGGCGUCGCAUCCGCUGCGACCACAAUCUUCACUCAAAGGAAAUUUAUAAGCUUUGUCCCCCGGUCUUCACUUACCUGCAAGGGAACUCUGCAAGCCGAACUUUUCUGUGAUAAGAAGGUACUGCUGCUGCGCGGAAGUAAGAGUUAAGAUGAGCAAGAAACGAACAAUUAAGGAGGCGACUGAAGCUUCCACUUCCGCCGACCCAGAACCUAAAGGCGAAGAGAAGCGCCAGAAGACUGGUCCGGGAGACGCCGAGGUCGCCUCCGCUGCCAAGACCCUGAGGGAACUCGCCGCCGAGCUGCAGCCCGUGUCGGAGCGGCUGGCGGCCCUGGCUACGCGCUACUACGAGGCGGGUCCGCGGCUGAGGGGCGUGGCGCGGCUGUGCGAGCGCGUCUUCGCGGAGACGGCGCUCUGGGCAGAGCGGGCGAAGCGGACGUACCGGACAGUGCAGGGCGCGCGCGGCCGGGAGACCAAGGACCAGCUGUUGGAGGACGAGGGCGACGUCGCGGACAAGAAGCGUGCGCUUUCGGCAUUGGCGAGUAAGCAGCCCCUGACGGAGGGCGAGGGAGCCGCCCUUCGCUCAGCCUUCAGGAGGAUCGUGUCUCGGAUGGACAAGAAUCUCCGGAAAACGGGGGUGAAGGAGUGGAUAACAGAUCCAGUGACGCAGAUCACACAAGAGGAGCUGGGCCUGGUCGAGUUCAACCGCAUUUUCGUAAGCAACCAGAGCGAAAUCUUGGAGGAGCUGGCCAAGGACUUGCUCACCGACCCGGACCCCACUCUGCACAUUCCGUUGCCUUACACCAAGUACUUCAG
Molecule: messenger RNA, 832 nt
Organism: Penaeus vannamei (Pacific white shrimp)
Lineage: Eukaryota; Metazoa; Arthropoda; Malacostraca; Decapoda; Penaeidae
Source: RefSeq, a predicted model, not a curated record